AGCGGCCCUUCGCUAUUUUGUCGUCUAUUAGCCAAACAUAUUACUCGUUUUCACGUCGCCAUUGUCUCGUUUCGUAUUUUUUAUGUCCAGUCCAUCGAUUACGCGGACGGCGGCGACGAGAGCAGCUGCCCGGCGAGUUCCAACAACUACACCACCCAGUUCGACUACAGCUCGUCGUACGCCAACGACUCGGCCGGUCCGACCAAGAGACCUUCGUCGUCGUCAUCGGUGGCGGACGAAGCGCCGCCCGCCAAGAGGCUGAUGUACGAGCGACAGCAGUCGUCCGCCGAGCUGUUCUCCAGGUACAUCGCCACCUCGCUGGAAGCACUGCCCCCGCGGCUGUCGGUGCGCGCUCAAAAGGAAGUGCACGACGUCCUGAUCAAGUACAAGUUCAUGGAACUCGACCAACUGGACCAACAGCGAUGACGCCAACAGUCCCCCACAAGUCCGUCGUUAGGUAUACGCCGCUUAGAAAUGAAAUCGUCCCGAAAGGUAUACCUGGGUGUGCACAAUUUGUGUGUGUGCGUGUGUGUUUUCCCGCCGACCGSCAAUCAACGACGGAUCGUCGAUUUUCCUCGAUUUAACGAUAAUAUUAAACCAUACGUAAUUUUCGUCCCCGCGGACGUUUCGCGCGAAUUAUGUUAAUACAAUAUAAAAAGAUAAACCUUCUUAAACCGCCGUCGCUUCUGCAGCCGUUCAGCCGGUUUCUGCUCGAACGCCGAACGCGCGUAAUGUGCUCCACACGUCGUUCAUUGGUAGGUAGCCUCCCUGCCAGGUGUUGCAAGAAAAUGUUAACAAUGAUUUUAAACCUAUUGACGAUCGAGAACAGACUGUUUCGUUCAGUGAUGGGAUACGCACUCUUCAGCAUCACAUCAUUCGGCGGGGCUCGUAAUUUUAUUUCUGAUCGUUUUGUUCGCACAAUAUAACAUAUAUAUAUAUAUAUAUUUAUAUUUCCGUUUUCUCGAAACGGAUAAAUAUAUAAUAUUAUAAAGGUUGAUCGACGAUCGCUCUCUUCGGCAAAGUCCACACCGCGCACAGUUGUGCAGUGCGCAUUGUGCGUAGUAGAGCCGAGUAUUCAAAGAAUUUUUUUCCAUGCAUCCGAACCCGCGCGGAGACGUGACUUGAGGCGACGCUAAAAAUACCCAUUACGCAAAUUGGCCGCCGCUCCGACUUCAAAGCGAACGCUUUCGAAUCGAUAGGGACCGUAAUCUCGGCGCUGAAUCUGCGCGUUAUCGACUAGAGCUCCCCCCCCCCAACGUCCCCUCUACCGCUCUACCUAACUUUAGAUGAAUUUUGUUUUGUAUGAAAUCGGACCGGCGCCGAACGACGACGGGUGAACGAUAUUUUAUAUUGUUGUCAUCGCUCAUCAUCAAUCGCAGCGUACCUACACUUGGCACAUGUAUAGCUAAAGGUAUAAAUCGAUUGUUUUAUUUCCCGGCGGUGUAUCGUAAAAUGUUUGUAAAUAUUUUUUAUGACUGUUGUGUAGUUGUACUUUCGAUUUAUUGACGGACAAUAAAAUAAACGAGACGAUGUUUUUUUUUUAU
This is a messenger RNA of Diuraphis noxia (Russian wheat aphid), 1544 nucleotides long. RefSeq lists its product as uncharacterized. The record is from RefSeq and is a predicted model, not a curated record. NCBI's taxonomy places the organism in Eukaryota, Metazoa, Arthropoda, Insecta, Hemiptera, Aphididae.